This is a messenger RNA of Drosophila pseudoobscura, 884 nucleotides long. RefSeq names its product succinate dehydrogenase assembly factor 2-A, mitochondrial. Gene Ontology annotation, cellular component: mitochondrion. Lineage: Eukaryota; Metazoa; Arthropoda; Insecta; Diptera; Drosophilidae. Gene Ontology annotation, biological process: tricarboxylic acid cycle; protein-FAD linkage; mitochondrial respiratory chain complex II assembly. The record is from RefSeq and is a predicted model, not a curated record. The coding region runs from base 93 to 566 and encodes 157 amino acids. The transcript is spliced from 3 exons.
UUUACAACAGCUGUUUUGGGGAGCUUUGCAGCACUGGGUUCUGUCUGAACUUCCCAACACUGUCGUUAUAUCAUUGUGUUUUAUAAAUAAUAAUGUUGCGGCAAUUUCUGUUCAGCACAGCAUCGCGUCGGUUGGUGCGGCCCAUGAUUGCCCCACAUCGCUCGGCCAGUAGCAGCCUCGACAAAACUGAGUUUACAACUCCGUCGCAGAUAGUCGACUACGAUGAUCCCCCGCAUUUGCCUGUGCCUGAGUAUCCACUCCGACCCGACGAGCCCCUCGAGACUCGCAAGCAGCGGCUGCUGUAUCAGAGUCGGAAGCGUGGCAUGCUCGAGAAUGAUCUGCUCCUCAGCACGUUUGUGGCCAAGCAUCUGAGGGACUUCUCCGCCGCCCAGACAGCCCAGUACGACGAGCUCAUAAACGGCGUGAGCAACGACUGGGACAUAUUCUAUUGGGCCACCGAAACGAAGCCCACACCGCCCCAGUAUGAUACGGAGAUAAUGCGAAUGCUAAAGCAGCAUGUGAAGAACGAGGAGCGCGUGCAGCGCAUAAGACAGCCCGACUUGUAGGAGCGUCGGGUAUCUAUGAUGUCAACCCAGAUAUUUCAAUCGCAUUUUACACGGGAAAAUCUUAUGUAUUCGGUUUUAGCACAUUAUAAAUAUAUGUAUUUGUUUGUUUAACCUAAGCACUGAAUUGUUCGCUAAGAUAUUGCUUGUAACAUUUGUUGGGAAACGCAUCUUUACACAUCCGUGAGUGCAAUUUGAGUUAUAGAAAAGGAGAGACUUUCUUUUGGGAGUUGCAAUUUUUGACCUAGUUCUUCACCAAAUAAAACACGGUUUUGAUUUCCUGAAAUACACAUCCAUACAAUAUAUUUAAACGAUUAUCCA